This is a messenger RNA of Setaria italica (foxtail millet), 2344 nucleotides long. Its product is annotated as calmodulin-binding receptor-like cytoplasmic kinase 2. The coding region runs from base 356 to 1666 and encodes 436 amino acids. The record is from RefSeq and is a predicted model, not a curated record. Gene Ontology annotation, biological process: protein phosphorylation. Gene Ontology annotation, molecular function: ATP binding; protein kinase activity. Lineage: Eukaryota; Viridiplantae; Streptophyta; Magnoliopsida; Poales; Poaceae. The transcript has 3 exons.
GAAUUUUCCAAGAAAAUGACUCGCCAUGGCUUUGUCAGGAAUACAUUACACAUAGGGUGUUGUUGCAGAGAGAAGGGGUCGUCAGUGGACUCUUCGGGCACCCUCACCCAAAUCUCAACUGGGACGAGCCAACGACUCCCCCGCCCCGCUGCCUCUCGUCAUCAGCGUUUGCCGAGUCCACCCGUCCCCAUGACGCUGCCACCGCCGCUCGGCUUGUAUAGCUGGCCGGCAUUGGAUGGACACGCCUCGACCUUAGCCAGCGCGCCAAUAACAUAGCAGCAGCAGCAGCCGAGGUCCACGCGACCGCGUCUGCCGAUCCCGGCCGGCCGGCACAACGCGCGACUCCGUCCGGAGCAUGGACCGCCGCGGGGCCCUGGCCCCCUCGUCGUCCGGGCGCCGCACGCCGGAGCACCACCGCUGGGCGUGGAGCCCCGCCUGGUCGCGCCCGCUCUCCGACCGCUCAUCCUCCUCCUCCUCAUCGUUCAGGUCCCUCUUCCGCUCCAUCGGGGUCUGGUUCACCUCCCUCUCAACCACCUCCUCCAUGAAGCGCCGGAGCAGCAAGGAGCCGGCGGUUGACGUGAUCAAGAAGCCGCCGCUGCCAGCGCCCACCGGCAAGCCGUCCGCCCGCGGGCUCUACCUGUCCAGCGGCGGGGGCUACCGGAACGGCAGCGGCCGGCAGCAGCAGCGGCCGUCGUUCCAGUUCCAGAGCUCCGUCUUCUCCAUGGAUGAGAUCCUCCGGGCCACCAGCAACUUCUCGCCGGCGCUCAAGGUCGGCCAGGGCGGCUUCGGCGCCGUCUACAAGGGCGUCCUCCCCGACGGCACCACCGUCGCCGUCAAGCGCGCCAAGCACCGCAUGCACAACCCCCACGUCGACAUCGAGUUCCGCAGCGAGGUCAAGAUCAUGGCGCGCAUCGACCACCAGAGCCUGGUCCGCUUCUACGGCUACAUCGAGUGCGGCGAGGAGCGCAUCGUCGUCGUCGAGUUCGUCCCCAACGGCACCCUCCGCGACCACCUCGACAGGUGCAACGGGCGGUUCCUUGACCUCGGCACGCGGCUGGACAUCGCCAUCGACGUCGCGCACGCCGUCACCUACCUCCACAUGUACUCCGACCACCCCAUCAUCCACCGCGACAUCAAGUCCUCCAACAUCCUCCUCACCCACUCGCUCCGCGCCAAGGUCGCCGACUUCGGCUUCGCCCGCCUCGGCGCCGGCGAGGCGGCCGCGCACGUGACCACGCAGGUGAAGGGCACGGCGGGGUACCUGGAUCCGGAGUACCUCAAGACGUGCCAGCUCACGGACCGCAGCGACGUCUACUCCUUCGGCGUCCUCCUUGUCGAGCUCGCCUCCGCGCGCCGCCCCAUCGAGGCCAAGCGAGAGAUGAAGGAGCGCCUCACCGCGCGCUGGGCCAUGGCCAGGUUCAUCGCCGGAGCCUCCGCCGACGUGCUCGACCCGCACCUCGCCCGCACGCCCGCCGCGGAGCGCGCGCUCGAGAUGCUGCUGGAGCUCGCGUUCCGGUGCAUGGUGCCCGUCAGGAACGACAGGCCCGCCAUGAGCGAAUGCUGCAAGGCGCUCUGGGCCAUCAGGAAGACAUACAGGGACAUGCUCGCCGCCGACGUCACGCCACAGCCCUCCGACCUACCCACCGGCGACCUCUGGAGGAUCUGAUCUGAAGAUCCUUCCGUAUUAUUACAGUAUAGUGCGUACAUCCUUUUCCCAUCCCUUCACUCAACUGAUUUGGUUUGACUGACAUCAACUCUGCUCUGCUGUAAAUACACACGAAACAGUUAUUAUGCAUUUAUAAAUGGAGUUGCUGAGCUUUCUUCCUGAGCAUCUUCAGAACUUGCUCCACCAGUGCUUGAACCUUCUUCGCAAGUAUCCGUAUCCCCCAAUUGCUGCAAGAAAGAGAAAAUGCAGCGACCCCGAUCAGCAUGGCAAGUGUUCGUUCAGGUUCAGGAAUUCGUUGUCGUCGUCAGGUUCACAAGUUUAGGUGAGCCCAAUUUCUGAAGACAUCGAGUACAGGUCCCAUCCUGUAUCACCUCACCUAAGGCCACCUCCGUAUCUCAGUCUCAUCCCAGUGCCACUGCAAAUCUGCCAAACGCCUUGAAAAUUGCUGGAUUCUUGCCUCUAUUGUGGAAGUUCGAAUCUGAAUAUAGAGAAACUGAAAGAUUGAAUGACAAGGCGAGGCGGUUCCACUAUAGCACUAGAUUUCGUCUCUAGACAAUGAGAUGUCUUUCAGUAGUAAAUUGUUUUGUGUAAAUUAGGAAUCUGAAGGACUACAGCUUGUUAAGAGACACUGGAACCUUGUGAUCCUCAUGAAACAAAAAUGUAAACUUUGGGUGCAAA